Drosophila serrata is the source of this 1269-nucleotide messenger RNA. RefSeq lists its product as uncharacterized. Lineage: Eukaryota; Metazoa; Arthropoda; Insecta; Diptera; Drosophilidae. The record is from RefSeq and is a predicted model, not a curated record.
GCACAAUUGGAUUGUUUUGGUUUCAUUUAUUAUUUAUCAAAAUGUCGCAGGUUGAUUCCCUUGAUUUUAAUUACAAUAACGAAACGGAAAUUAUUGAGAUCGAACCGCUCGUAGAUGAGGAAGAGGAGCCGCCAUGGAAGAUCAAACGACUGAUGUGCAAUAUCGACGGCUGCACAUACCAGACGGACAGAAGAAGAGAUAUGCGCCGCCAUAAACGUUCUAUGAAACACUUGGACUACGAUUACUGUUCGGAUGACUCUGAUUCUGACAUUGAUCGACCGCCGUUUUUUUGUAAACUGUGCAAAUACACUACAGCCAAGAAGUUCUGCUUCGUUCGGCACGUGCGAUCGGUGCGCCACAUACGAAGGGAGCAAGCGGCAGAAGAGGAGGAGAAGCUGGCGCAGAAGAAGGCAGGAACUUCGCAGAUGGAAAGCCUAGAGCUUAUAGAACCAGCGCUUUAUACUGUAAAAGAGAGAGACAACAUGGUAUUGACUUGCGUGCUCUGCGAUUACAGUACCACCCAAAAAUUACACCUGGCGCGACACAAUAAGACUCCUCAGCACAUACAGAACAUGCAGAACAUAGCGGAUGAAAGCGAGUUCAUUGAGUUUGCCCCUCUAGAAGAGGAUGAAGGAGUGGAGGAAGUUAACCGAGCGGCACACGAGGAAAAUUCGCCCAUCUCUCUGGAGAUCGAUAGGGAGCUCGACAACUAUAUUGCUGUUGAUGGAGGGACGUUUGAGUGCACAGCCUGUGAAUACAAGACGGCCAGAAAGUUCUGCUUCGUCCGCCACGUGCAGUCUAGAAAGCAUCUGGCCAAGUUGCAGGAACUGGAAGAUGCAGACCCUAUUGUCCAAACAAAUACGGGCGAAAUCAUCGAGUAUGAGCCAGUGGAGGAAAAGAUUUCUGAAGAGCUUUUAUACCUACCCACAGAGGACGAUCCGGGGGAGUACGCUUAUUACAUAAUCACCGGAAACGAAUAGAUUUUGAAUUCAAACAAAUCUUGGUGAUGGCAAAGCUUGCAUUUUUGUAUGCUGGUAUAAAGGUAAUAAUACAAGUCACUAUAUUUUAUAAAGCUACAAUUUUGUAUAUCAAGAGUAUUUAAAUCAUUGAAUUCUAAAAAUAACUGAAGAGCAGUGAUGUUUUUUGUUUGUAAAACCGAAUCCAUCUUAAACCUUUAGAAAUGAUCAAUUUACAAUAAGCACACAGAUGAUGCUAAAUGAGCUUUAACUUUAUAAAUAGCUAAUUUUUGAUGGAAUAUUUACGAGUUCC